AUGUGCGUGUUAAAUCCCACAUCGGCACCGCUCGGUACAGUGUUGUACUUCCCUACAGAGAGUGGGGCGUACUCUUUUGGUGCAUAUUCAGCUUUUCCGCAGCAGUACUACAAUACCAUGCCGCAAGCACAGCAACACUUUACCGAAUCCUGCACCACCACCACCACCAUUAUGAUGCCAGAAGCCAUGAAAUAUAGGAGCGGAGGGGGGCUGGAGCAUUGCCAGUGUGCUGCUGCUGGGUCUAUAACGCCUUCUGCUCGACCGCUUCCCUCCGCUUCUGGAAGUUUUUUAUUUGUUCGUUCCCCUCCAUCCUUACCGCUUCCUGCAGCAGCCAACGAUGUUUCUAAUACGCCGCGUCCCACGGAUGCCACUGUGGUCAUUGCGGGAUAUUUAGGGGAGAGUGAACGCGGGGGGUCGCAGGGCCAUGAAAUCCCUUUUGAGGCCCGCCGGUCACGAAGCUCCCGGGCUGGAAAUACCCAUCGUGACUAUGGGGAUAAGUUUGGUGAAUGCCCUUCGACGCUUUCCAUGUUUUUUUCGCUUCCAACACUUUUUACCGAUUUGACAGCGUACACCAAGCGUCGUCCUCCGCGUGCGGGAAAAAAGGAUGACAGCGACAGCCAAUUGCGGGUGGAAGAUGUACAUUACGUGUACCUGGUUGGGCAUCGUUGCAGACGCACUGUGUGCGCCGCCAGCGUCCUACAUGAGGUGGGUGAGAUGGUGGUACUUGAGGGCGAUAUGGGAAUUGAAAUGGGUUCGGUACAGUUGGUUCUCCCGGUGGAGGAAUUUGAACAGAUGGAGACCGCCGAGUUGGCGCGCCGUGGGUUUCCUACGGAGCACGAUGUGGUGACAGCCGCCCUCAUUCUUCGAAACGCCACCGAGGAGGAGACACAGCACUACAAUCACACCCUUCGCCAGCUGUCCAAAGACCUGUUGAAAUUCCUAAAGUACGGACUGAACCCUGCCCGGUUUUUGUCCUGCGAGGUACAACACAUGUUCUUUCUUGACUGCGAGUUUCAGGCUGACUGUAAGAAGAUUUAUAUCUACUACAGGGCCAGGACGCGGGUGCUCUUCAGAGAGCUCGCCCAGUACUUGUAUUGUUUCUAUCGCUGCCGCAUCUGGUUGCACGAGGUAGGCAGAUGUGAAUUGAAAGCCUCAGGCGAUUUCUCACAAGAUGCAGAGAUUUCGUAA
This is a messenger RNA of Trypanosoma cruzi, 1188 nucleotides long. RefSeq lists its product as uncharacterized. Lineage: Eukaryota; Euglenozoa; Kinetoplastea; Trypanosomatida; Trypanosomatidae. Bases 1 to 1188 code for a protein of 395 amino acids. The transcript has a single exon. Gene Ontology annotation, cellular component: cytoplasm. The record is from RefSeq and is a predicted model, not a curated record.